Penicillium robsamsonii is the source of this 234-nucleotide messenger RNA. RefSeq lists its product as uncharacterized. The transcript has 2 exons. Bases 1 to 234 code for a protein of 77 amino acids. The record is from RefSeq and is a predicted model, not a curated record. NCBI's taxonomy places the organism in Eukaryota, Fungi, Ascomycota, Eurotiomycetes, Eurotiales, Aspergillaceae.
AUGAAGCGUACUGAAAAUACCUGGCUAUUUAGACAACCAAGACUGCGUCGGCCUAAUGAUUCCGGACCUCAGAAUACAGAAAACUGGCUUAAUUUAUACCAUUGUUACACGUUCCUUUACAGAGACGAUGCAGAGUAUCUUGGAGGUGUUCAGGCUGAUCACGAAGCCAGUGAUCCAGGAGGUCUAUGUGAUGGAGAACGGGACCAAGGUGACGAUGUGAUAUUAUGGCCAUAA